Messenger RNA from Trypanosoma brucei brucei TREU927, 957 nucleotides. RefSeq lists its product as hypothetical. Lineage: Eukaryota; Euglenozoa; Kinetoplastea; Trypanosomatida; Trypanosomatidae. The transcript has a single exon. The record is from RefSeq and is a predicted model, not a curated record. Bases 1 to 957 code for a protein of 318 amino acids.
AUGCGAAAUUCCGCUGGUUACCUCUUUGGAAGUUACAGUGAUGGCCAGAUCACAGUAACGGAUUACAUUCCAUGCACUCAUGAGUUCGAGGGUGACAAAUUCCCUCAAUGGUGCCUUGAUGAAUUUAAAGCGCGCGUUGAUGUGAAGAAACAUUACAAUUCGGGUGUAGCAGUUAUUGGUUGGUAUGUGGCAGGUGCCCCAGAACCUGGUGGUGAGGCCGUGUUUAAGCGUUGGUGUGAAGCCCCAGGCGUUAUAUUCGCCCGUGGUGGAUUAAAAAGUCAGGCCCUCAUGCUUCUUGCUCGUAUGCCCUGCGAUGGCGACAUGACUCUGAAGUGGGAAGCGUAUAUUACCAAUAACUCUAUUCAAGAGGAGGUGCAUGUGUGCGAACGUAAGGCGCAGAAACUUAACGUUACCAUUGCAGCGGAGUCUCCGUCAAUGAAUGUGCUACUUGCAGAGAUAGCAUCCAAAGCUCUUUAUGGUGGUGGAACUCCCCACGCGACGAGCCGCAUCACAAGUCUCGAUUUGGUUGCACGUGGAGCUGAAAUGAUGGAAUUGGAGGGUAACAGUGGCAACAAUAAAAGGGAUAAUAACAGGCGAGACGGGGACCGCCCCGUGGAGGAGGCACUCAUGAGAGUUCAGAAUGGAAUGAUGCAGGAUAUCUCAAAUGCCGAGUCCGCAUUGGCAGGAGGAAAUAACAAUAAGGAGGGCAACCUUGAUUCUGCAGCUAUUGUUGAAAGCUACAAGCGCAUUUUGGAAGAAAAGGGAAAGCAAGGUGAACGCGGUGAUUUCAUUACGGAGAGCUAUACGGAUGCGUUAGCGAUAAAAUACCAAAUGUUUGUUCUCCGUCGUGUCCUAAAUGAUAUUGAGCGUAACAACAACCCUGAGAGUAGGGAGCGUCCGCAUCACGGAGGUGGUAUUCAGGGCAACCGACCCAACAGAGGAAAUAAUACCCGUUAA